UGAGCCCUCUUGACCGAGGCAAACCCUAGCCCCCCCCCUGUUCCCCAUGCAGAUGGAAAUGGAGGCGGGAGGUUUUAGGUCAAAAAGGGGCAGAUCGGUGUCGCCGGGCAAGGAUGAAGAUGGAGGAGGCGUAGACCACAUCAGCGCCCUCCCCGACGCCGUCCUUGGCGAGAUCAUCACCCUCCUCCCCACCAAGGACGACGCCCGCACCAGAAUCCUAGCCUCCCGGUGGCGCCACCUCUGGCGCUCCGCCCCUCUUAACCUCGAAGGCCGUAGCCUCAUCAACCAUCCGGAUAAACGGGGUAAAUUCGCUGGUGUCGUGUCACGCAUCCUCUCCUCGCACCAAGGCCCCGGUUGCCGCUUCUGCAUCCCCGAUGGCCACGGACGAAGCAUCUACGGAGCAGCUACCACCAUGGACGCCUGGCUCCGGUCCCCCGCUCUGGAUAACCUGCAGGAGCUCGAUGUAUGGUACGACCGAUGCCACCAGGUGCCGGCAUCGACGUUUCGCUUCAAGGCCACCCUCCAUGUCCUCACCAUCGGAGGAUGCGACCUCUCCAAAAGCAGCACCGUCCAAGGACUAGGCUUCCCCGUGCUCAAGCAGCUAGGAAUCGAGUGUGUCAUCAUCUCGGAGUCCUCAAUUCACAGCUUGAUUGCUUCUUGCCCCGUUCUCGAGUGCUUGUCUAUUACGUACACCUACGGGUUCAGUUGUCUCCGGAUCAACUCCCAUAGCAUUAAAAAGAUCCAUAUCUAUGGCUGCGGGACUGAUGAACCUGAGCAGACGGAUCCAAUCGAGUUAAAGGAACUCAUCAUUGAGAGUGCCCCUUGCCUCGAAAUCUUACAGGAUAUCUGCAACGAUGGUUUGCAUGCAUCCAUUGUUUCCGCGCCCAAACUGGAGACAUUGGGCAUCCUUAAUGAGCACAAGCGUGACGGCGUGGACUACUCCACCCGACUAGUGUUUGGCUCCACAGUGAUUCAGGGAUUGCGCGUUGAUAGCCUGGCGACGGUGGUGCGCACUGUCAAGGAUUUAUCGGUUUGUAUGAUGGCCCUUAAUUUGGAUAUAGUUAUUGAAUUGAUGAAAUGUUUUCCGUGCUUGGAGAAGCUCUCCCUUCAGGGUUGGUCAACAGGGGAAAAGAAUUUGUGGCGUCGUAAACACCGAAAGCUUAUCGGAUGUCUUGAUAUUCGUCUAAAGACAAUAGUGAUAUCAUCUUAUCGGGGCAUUUGGUCUGAAAUUAACUUUGCCACAUUCUUUGUACUCAACGCAAAAGUGCUAGAGUUUAUGAUAUUUCAGGUUGGCUCCACCAGCGAGGAGUUUAUUGCAGAACAGAAGAAGAAACUUCAGUUCGAUAAUAGGGCUUCAAGAGUUGCUCAGUUUCGUUUUACAACUGGCGUGGCCGUGGAGGUUUAGAUAUCAACCAUGUCCACGAUUUGAAUUUAGCUAAUCCCUUCAUAUGCAGAUGUUAAACUGUGUUUGCUCUUCUCAAGAAUUGUUCCUGGCUAUCUCAUUAUGUGUUUUGUUCAAAUUGUGACUGCC
This is a messenger RNA of Lolium perenne, 1531 nucleotides long. RefSeq names its product F-box/FBD/LRR-repeat protein At5g53840-like. Lineage: Eukaryota; Viridiplantae; Streptophyta; Magnoliopsida; Poales; Poaceae. Gene Ontology annotation, molecular function: protein binding. The record is from RefSeq and is a predicted model, not a curated record.